This is a messenger RNA of Cricetulus griseus (Chinese hamster), 1806 nucleotides long. The record is from RefSeq and is a predicted model, not a curated record. NCBI's taxonomy places the organism in Eukaryota, Metazoa, Chordata, Mammalia, Rodentia, Cricetidae.
AGAGACCCCGAGACCACCGAGCUGAUGGCAUCUUCCACUCCUUCGUCUGCAACCUCUUCGAACGCGGGAGCAGAUCCUAAUACUACCAACCUGCGCCCUACAACAUAUGAUACUUGGUGUGGCGUAGCCCAUGGAUGCACCAGAAAACUGGGCCUGAAGAUCUGUGGCUUCUUACAAAGGACCAAUAGCCUGGAAGAGAAGAGCCGCCUUGUGAGUGCCUUCAGGGAGAGGCAGUCCUCCAAGAACCUGCUUUCCUGUGAAAACAGUGACCCGAGUGCCCGCUUCAGGCGCACAGAGACUGACUUCUCCAACCUGUUUGCUCAAGAUCUGCUUCCAGCCAAGAAUGGGGAGGAGCAAACGGUGCAGUUCCUGCUGGAGGUGGUGGACAUACUCCUCAACUAUGUCCGCAAGACGUUUGAUCGCUCCACCAAGGUGUUGGACUUCCACCACCCACACCAGUUGCUGGAAGGCAUGGAGGGCUUUAAUUUGGAGCUGUCUGACCACCCUGAGUCUCUCGAGCAGAUCCUGGUUGACUGCAGAGACACCCUAAAGUAUGGGGUUCGUACAGGUCAUCCUCGAUUUUUCAACCAGCUCUCUACUGGUUUGGAUAUCAUUGGUUUAGCUGGCGAGUGGCUGACAUCAACUGCCAAUACCAAUAUGUUUACAUAUGAAAUUGCACCGGUGUUUGUUCUCAUGGAACAGAUAACACUUAAGAAGAUGAGAGAGAUCAUUGGAUGGUCAAGUAAAGAUGGUGAUGGGAUAUUUUCUCCUGGGGGAGCCAUAUCCAACAUGUACAGCAUCAUGGCUGCUCGCUACAAGUACUUUCCGGAAGUUAAGACAAAGGGCAUGGCGGCUGUGCCCAAACUCGUCCUCUUCACCUCAGAACACAGUCACUAUUCCAUAAAGAAAGCGGGGGCUGCACUUGGCUUUGGCACUGACAAUGUGAUUUUGAUAAAGUGCAAUGAAAGGGGGAAGAUAAUUCCAGCUGAUUUAGAGGCAAAAAUUAUUGAAGCCAAGCAAAAGGGAUAUGUUCCCCUCUAUGUCAAUGCAACUGCAGGCACAACUGUUUAUGGCGCUUUUGAUCCAAUACAGGAGAUUGCAGACAUAUGUGAGAAAUACAACCUUUGGCUCCAUGUUGACGCUGCCUGGGGUGGUGGGCUGCUCAUGUCCCGGAAGCACCGCCACAAACUCAGUGGCAUCGAAAGGGCCAAUUCAGUUACCUGGAACCCACACAAGAUGAUGGGCGUGUUGCUACAGUGCUCAGCCAUUCUGGUCAAGGAAAAGGGUAUACUCCAAGGAUGCAACCAGAUGUGUGCAGGCUACCUCUUCCAACCAGACAAGCAGUAUGAUGUCUCCUAUGAUACUGGGGACAAGGCGAUUCAGUGUGGCCGCCAUGUGGACAUCUUCAAGUUCUGGCUGAUGUGGAAAGCAAAGGGUACUGUGGGAUUUGAAAACCAGAUCAACAAAUGCCUGGAGUUGGCUGAAUAUCUCUAUGCCAAGAUUAAAACCAGAGAAGAAUUUGAGAUGGUUUUUGAUGGUGAGCCUGAGCACACAAACGUCUGUUUCUGGUACAUUCCACAAAGCCUGAGAGGGGUUCCGGAUAGCCCUGAGCGAAGAGAAAAACUGCACAGGGUGGCUCCCAAGAUCAAAGCCCUGAUGAUGGAGUCGGGCACAACCAUGGUUGGCUACCAGCCUCAGGGGGACAAAGCCAACUUCUUCCGGAUGGUCAUCUCCAACCCAGCUGCCACCCAGUCUGACAUCGACUUCCUCAUUGAAGAGAUAGAGAGGCUGGGCCAGGACCUGUAA